AUGACUAGCUUCCGCCGCCUCGCUCUGGCUCUUGGAGCUCUGCUCCCCGCUGUCCUCGCUGCUCCUGCCGAUAUCCUCUCCAAGCGACAGGCUGUCCCCGACAAGUACAUCAUCACCCUCAAGCCUGAUGCCUCUGACUCCUCUGUUGCGGCUCACUUGAACUGGGUCGGCGAUGUCCACCGCCGCAGCCUCAACAAGCGUGACACUUCCGGUGUUGAGAAGACCUUCAACAUCAGCAGCUGGAGCGCUUACUCUGGCGAGUUCGACAAGUCCACCAUUGCUGAGAUCAAGAAGAGCCCUGAGGUUGCCUUCGUUGAACCUGACUACACUAUGUACCUCAGCUACGAGGAGUCUGAGCCCGAGCUUACUGACCGUGCUCUGACUACCCAGUCUGGUGCCCCAUGGGGUCUCGGUACGAUCUCUCACCGAACCUCCGGCUCUACCAGCUACAUCUACGACACCACUGCCGGCCAAGGCUCUUACGCCUACGUCGUUGACAGCGGUGUCCAGGUCAGCCACACCAACUUCGGUGGCCGUGCUUCUCUUGGUUACAACGCUGUUGGUGGUGCUCACGAGGAUACCCUCGGUCACGGUACUCACGUUGCCGGUACCAUCGCUAGUUCUACCUACGGUGUCGCCAAGCGGGCCAACAUCAUCUCCGUCAAGGUCUUCGCUGGCAAUUCGGGAUCUACCUCCACUAUCCUUGCUGGCUUCAACUGGGCUGUCAACGACAUCACCUCCAAGAGCCGUGCUGGCCGCUCUGUCAUCAACCUGUCUCUCGGCGGUCCCGCUUCUCAGACCUGGACCUCUGCCAUCAACGCUGCCUACAACUCUGGUGUCCUUUCUGUUGUUGCUGCCGGUAACGGUGAUGAUUUCGGCCGACCUCUCCCCGUCUCUGGCCAGUCUCCUGCCAACGCUCCUAACGCUCUAACCGUUGCUGCCAUUGACUCCAGCUGGCGCCCUGCUUCUUUCACCAACUACGGUGCUGGUGUCGAUGUCUUCGGCCCUGGUGUCAACAUCCUCUCCACCUGGAUCGGCUCCAACUCUGCUACCAACACCAUCAGCGGUACCUCCAUGGCCUGCCCUCACGUUGCCGGUCUUGCUCUGUACCUCCAGGUUCUUGAGGGUCUCUCUACCCCUGCCUCCGUUACCAACCGUAUCAAGUCUCUUGCCACUACUGGCAGAAUCACUGGCACUCUCAGUGGCUCUCCUAACAGCGUUGCCUACAACGGCAACGGUGCUUAA
Fusarium tjaetaba is the source of this 1245-nucleotide messenger RNA. RefSeq lists its product as uncharacterized. Gene Ontology annotation, biological process: proteolysis. NCBI's taxonomy places the organism in Eukaryota, Fungi, Ascomycota, Sordariomycetes, Hypocreales, Nectriaceae. The record is from RefSeq and is a predicted model, not a curated record. The coding region runs from base 1 to 1245 and encodes 414 amino acids. Gene Ontology annotation, molecular function: serine-type endopeptidase activity. The transcript is spliced from 3 exons.